Dinoponera quadriceps is the source of this 3059-nucleotide messenger RNA. RefSeq names its product epoxide hydrolase 4-like. The record is from RefSeq and is a predicted model, not a curated record. The transcript is spliced from 7 exons. Gene Ontology annotation, molecular function: hydrolase activity. The coding region runs from base 960 to 2177 and encodes 405 amino acids. Lineage: Eukaryota; Metazoa; Arthropoda; Insecta; Hymenoptera; Formicidae.
ACAGCGCGUGUACAGUUCAAUAGCAGUCCACAGUUCAACAGCAGUCGCCUGACGAUUUAAACUUUCCACAAGAUACUUCGUACUACAAUCUGCGAUUAUUUCACCGCUAUCGGAACUGCCGGUCAUCAGUGAUGAUGGAUCUAUCGAUGUCGAAAUGUCACGCUUGCGAAGAAAAAUGCGCCUGUGGAAGAAACUCAUAAACACAUCCUGGGACACAUCGGCGUGUCUGUUUUCCAAGCGAUAGUCUGCGAGGACAGAUUCGGCAGAGAGAUACCUCAUCGCGGUGGCCUCCGCUCUCAUACGAUCGAGAAUUCCAGCCAAUCGUACUCGCUCCGCCAGUAGACAGUGAUAACGUACAAAUCCACGCCAAUGAACCGCUAGAUACCGAUCUUCAUCGCGAUUCAUUGCGUCGUCAUUCUAAGCGUGUAAUUCGUUUAAAGCUGUGCGCUGAGAGAGUUCGAUUUUUCACUGUCAGUGUCGUAUCGUCGUGAUUCCAUGAGCGAUCAACACUCAAUUUCAUCAUCAGUGCUACUGUAUCUGAAGAAUAGCGAGAAAUUCGAAAAACUCGGUUGCGAGGUCGAAAAUAUUGCGUGUUUGAAUCGAGGACUAUCACAUCCAACGAUUGAGAUUCAUUGAUACUGUGCAAAAUUACGUUGAAUCUCUGAGAGAACUCGGGAAAAUCCCGAAAUCCGAAACGCGUGCGACGUCACGGCGACCCGGAGCGUGAUAUCGCGCGCGCUCUUUCUCUCUCCCUCCGUUUCGCACGCGUGACGAGACGCACGUGUCGUCGACGUGCGUACACACAAGCGCUCGGGUACUUCAGCCUUGUUGUUUGUACAGAAGACAUUUCGAGUGUCAUCACAAGAAGCGGAACAGGUUCCCGUCGGGAGUCCCGCUCGACGCAGUUACACCGGAGCACCGGACUCCGAUCGCGUCCUCGAUUCCUCGAUCGCGACCGAAUGAUCAUCAUGGACGACAGGAUCGUGCGCGCAUCCACGUUCGAGACGAUCCAGCUGCACUUCUUGUCCUUCGUCUACGGCCUUUACUUGAUCGCCAAGAGGCUGCUCAAAUGGGCAUGGGAUCCCAAGAAGUUUUUCGUGCUGCGCCAACGGGACCGGCCGCCGACGUGUCUGAUCGACAGCAGCUUCGGCACGCAUUCCUACGUGAAAAUCAAGGGAGUUAAGUUUCAUUACGUAGAGGCGGGAUCCAAAGAUAAACCGCUGGUGUUGUUGUUGCACGGAUUCCCGGAUUGCUGGUUAUCCUGGCGCGAACAAAUCCAACGUCUCGCGGGACAUUACAGGGUAGUGGCUUUAGAUUUAAAGGGAUUCGGUGAUAGCGAUAAGCCGUCCAACAAGCGAUCUUACAAAGUGGACAUCAUAAUAGACGAAUUGAAGCAAUUCAUUUUGGCUCUCGGGGUGAAAACGUGUAGUAUAAUCGGCCAUGAUCUGGGAGGGCUUCUAGGGUGGUACAUGGCUGCUCUGCACAGGGAUCUCAUUUACAAAUUUAUCGCUAUUUCCAGCCCGCACCCUAAUCUCUAUUGGAACAGAGUGUCAGGAAACUUCACGUUGGAUGGGAAGUGGAUACAUUUUAGCAGAUUGCCAUUUCUACCGGAAAUAGACGCACUUAAGGAAGACUUAUCGAUCAUCAAUGAUACGUUUCAACAUCUUCAGAUAUCUCGAAACGAACCUGAGAAAAAUUACGUUGAAGCAUAUAAAUACACUUUCAGCAGAAAAGAGGACUGGACGGGACCGAUUAAUUAUUACCGCAAUUUCCCCUUCACAAGAUUGAAUAUAGAGGAACAGAUUGACAGCAAGACGCUGUUGAUAGUCGGAAAUAUGGAUCCCUCUAUUACGAUAGAAACUAUUAUCGAAAGUUCCGCGUACGUAGAGACGUCCAGUGUUAAAGUUAUACCAAAUGCGCAGCAUUUUCCGCAUCAGGAGAAACCAGACGCCGUAAAUAAUGCGAUCAUCAAAUUCUUGACAGGCACAACGAAUGUUGUGGAGAAGGCACCCUCUAAAAGUAUUGUGUCCUCUUGGUUAGGAUCUUUAAGUAGCACUGUUAAGUAUGGAAAUCAGAUGUUCGACGCUGUACAUAAGCGAACUAACGGCGUGGUGAGUGUAUUACCUAACAAAAAUAUUUUAUUCGGCUCCAACAACAAGUUAGGCGUUGUUAUUUAGUAUCAGCAUAUUAGAGUUUCUCAGACUUUACACCUCAUACCGAACAAUCUAGAUAUCCUACCUGCUAAUGCUGACGCACAAAAUUUGCGAAAGGCUAAUUUGAACCUAUACAUUAAUUUAUUUCCUUUUUAUACGAAUAUGUUAUCACAACAAGAGUUGCAAUGUUUUUUUUUAAUGAUGUAACAUUGUUACAUUCAUUCAUUGUUACAGUCAAGAUUUCUAUUCACUUUUGCGCAAACGCUAUCAUAUUGUCUUACUUCGAAUUUUUGUAUAUAUUCGAGUUGAGAUCUGUACACGUGUGAUGAAAUCAAAUUGUUAUCAUUGCAUAUAGCUAUUACUUGGAAGCACGAAUACUCUCGAAAUCUUAGUUGCGAUAUAAUACGAAGGUUCCGUUGUUUUAAUUUUUAGUGAAAUACUGAUACAUCUGAUAGAAUAAUCUAUUGUUAAUUAUGUGUGAUAUCUAUCUAUCUAUAUAUAUAUAAUAAGCUAAUAUCUCUCGUCUAUAUUAAUUUGUAAUUUACAAAGUAUCUUAAGAAAGAGUGUAUUACUAUGACAUAUAUAUAAAAUAUCUUAUUAUGUUAUAGUAAUACAUGUAGAAAUUGUACAUUAAUUGUGCGUAGACAUUGCAGCAACGAGUAAGUUCAAAUAUUUUGCUGCAUAUUCGAAUCUCAAAUAGACAUUAUGUAUGCCCAUUGCGAAUAUUGUUUUUGUAAUAAUUUCGAACUUUAAGAGGUAAUAUUGGUAAGUUAAUUUGCGGAAAUAUACAUUGUUAAUACAAUGUGAGUUAACCGCAAAUAUAUGUUGUAUUUGUAAAACUUUUCAAUAGUAUAAAAUUUUAAUAUUAUAACGAUAUAUAUAUACACAGUAACAUAGUAUAAAUUA